AGGCGGAGUGCACCCCGUCCACUUCCUCGCAUUCCUUCUCCAAAAACGAGUCCCCUGCGCUAAAUUGUGUUUAAAAUGGGUUUUGGCGCACUCUGUCUCUUUUAAUAUGUAAGAUGUGGCUGUUAGUGGUGCAUUGCAAUAUUUUCUCGACCUCAAAUUCAAAUGUGAGGCUCUUUUGGAAAACUGGAGAAAAACUUGACAAGGGAAAAUUCCUCCGCGCAGCGCGCCAUUGACUGUAAAGAUCUUUCAAUUUAACAAAAACUGAAGUUGACAAAUGUCCUGACGUUGAAACUUUGUGAUAAGGGUUUAUGUUUUCGAAGAAAAAUAUCAUGCAACGCUUCGAGAUUUCCAAGCACACUGGCUGUUCAGCAAACAGGCGACGUUGCCUGGAUUGAGCCUGCGUUUUGUUAUGAUUUCCAAGUGAAAUGCAAUUACUGCUAUCUCACUUGGUAGUCGGUUUGUGGACUAGUGCGCUCUUUCUCUGAACUUGUUCGUCGGCACCGGAGCAAACCAUGGAUCACUAUGAGGAAGAUUUGGGACUCCGGGCGAGUAAAUUAAUGGAGGACCUUUCCUUAUAUGAAGCAUACAAGGAUGGAAUGUACAGUUUAAGGAGGGACAUGGUUAUCAACCCCGAUUUGGACUUUUCGUCUCCAACGAUACCCGAGCAGAAAAGUACGACAAUGAAUGGCAACUCUGUGCCUCAGCAACAGACACACACCGUUGAGAAUUACAUGACUGGGAAUAAAGUGUACACUGCGGCUCCCGUGCGCCCGGUGAAUGGCAACAGAGCCGUUCCUGUGGAUUAUUGCACCCCUCAAAGAGACACAGUUUAUCCUAAUGAAGAUAGCUAUUGCACCAAAUCCGAAAUUGCUUUGCCGUGUUAUAGCGGCGCGUCCGAGCGACACAGGAGGUACUCCUUGGAGGUGCUGGGGCAUAGGUACAGCACUGGUAGCGCGUACGAUGGAGUGGUUUUGAACAAGCCAGUACCUUCACCUGGCAACAGAUGCAACAGUAUAUGUGUUACCACCAACCACGACGGCAGAUACAAUGCAACCAGCCCGCGGUCCAGUUUCGUAUCCUCCCUCUCCUCCCAGGAGCAAAGCAAACAUGCAAGCCCGAGGUCGAGCAUCAGUAGCCCGCGCACGAGUCUGGUGGUACCCGGGCAAGACAAGUAUACGAGUCCCAGGUCCAGUCUGGUACACUGUGAAGGGAGCAGUGCCCUCAGCCCCCGGUCUAGCUAUGCAAGUACAGCCAGCGACACAAGUAAACAUUCCAGCCCAAGGGCCAGUCUGAACAGCUAUGACUGCUGCAGUAAGCCCAGCAGUAACCGCACCAGCGGCAUCAGUAUGGGCUACGACCAAAGGCACGUCAGCCCCAGGUCCAGCACAGCAAGCCAGUAUUCUUGUACCACCAGUCCACGCUCUAGCUAUUCAGAUUCGCGUUACAUGCCUGUGGAGAACCAUGAUCUGGAGGGUGCAGUUUUGCAUGGCAUGCCGGUGGCCAGUCCCCGGUCAAGCAUCUGCAGCCAGGACGGGUGCGCAAGACCCGGGACAAUAGCUAACUGCGUCGUUAGUCCCCGGUCCAGUAUCUCCAGUCACAGUUCCAGAAGUUCCCGGAGCUCCAGGGGAUCUAUGAGCACCUACCCAGAUCUCCAACUGCCUUCACCCAGGUCCUCAAUGCUGGUGACUGGUUUGCAGGAGGACAUACUAACACAAGAUUGUGGCGAUACCAACGGUGUUCAUAGUCGUAUCCAUCUCCAAGUGCUCUCUGGGAUGCCAGAGGCCCUGCCACAGCAUGCACCACAACAGUCAACCCAGGCAGGGAUGAACACGGAGGUGAUCGCUGGAUCACCAUCAUCUUCUUAUGGGCUCCAUACGAAAACUCCAGCCUCAGGGCAGAGGUUUAAACUACCUUACCAGGUGACCCCAUGCCGGGAAAGUGGCCCAAGCCAAGCAGAAAGGAGUCUGGAAGCACUCACCUUGGAGCUGGAGAAGGAGUUAGAAAUGCACAUGAAAAAAGAAUACUUUGGUAUCUGUAUCAAGUGUGGGAAAGGUGUGUAUGGAGCCAGCCAAGCCUGUCAGGCCAUGGGGAAUCUGUACCAUACCAACUGCUUCACCUGUUGCUCCUGUGGGAGGAGGCUGAGAGGGAAAGCUUUCUACAACGUCAACGGCAAGGUCUACUGUGAAGAGGACUUCCUGUACUCUGGCUUUCAGCAGACGGCAGAGAAGUGCUUUGUAUGUGGUCACCUCAUCAUGGAAAUGAUCCUGCAGGCACUGGGCAAGUCCUACCACCCUGGCUGCUUCCGCUGUGUGGUCUGCACAGAGGGUCUGGACGGAGUACCUUUCACUGUGGACGUGGACAACAACAUCUACUGUGUUAAAGACUAUCACACGGUCUUUGCCCCAAAAUGUGCCUCAUGCAACCAGCCCAUCCUCCCUGCUCAGGGCUCUGAGGAGACCAUCCGGGUGGUGUCCAUGGACAAGGACUACCAUGUGGAGUGCUAUCACUGUGAGGACUGUGGCCUCCAGCUAAAUGACGAGGAGGGUCACCGCUGUUACCCCCUGGAUUGCCACCUGCUCUGUCACGGCUGCCACAUCCGCAGGCUAAAGGUCCCGGUGCCCGGCCACCCGCCCCCCAGCUACCCACUACACGUCACUGAGCUGUGAGAGGGCAGGGUCGGCGAGGAACCAACUCCAGCCAAGCCCAACCCACCGCUGACCCGCCUCCCAGGUGACCUGAGACAACAUAGCAGAAAGAAGAAGGAAUCCCCCGCCCACGGAAUCCCGGGAACUUCAGAACCUCUUCUUGCAUGACAGAACAGAACAGAGAGACCCUGGGAGACUUCGCUCUCUACUUGCCGGCCGUGCCCUGGGGGGAGGAGAUAGAUACAGGGCCAUGGACAAGUCACAAGACCAGGCUGGGAGAGAGUCCACGUCUCUCUCUCUCUCUGUCUGUUUCUCUCGCUGUCUCUCUCUCUCUCUCUCUCAUCAGUUUUUUUCUCCCUCCUUUCUCCUUUUGGUCUGUGAACAGUGAAGCAGGCCGAGGCCCCAGCCCACCCAGAGGCCCUGGCCGAUGUCAGCACCGUGACCCCUGCACAUUCAUCACAGUGGGGACUGGCCUGGAUGGAGAGAGGGGGCCACUCUCUCUCUAUCUCCAUCGCUCUCUUUUUUCCUCCCUUUCUAUUUGGUUCAUUCCUUCGAGCUGAAGCCCAAUGCCAUGAUGCAUUUACUGCUCCUCUGUCAGAGAGAGAGAGAGAGAGAGCUGGACAGCGUCUCUGCCAGGAGGCUGGGAGGCCAUGAAACAGGCCGCUACAUAACAUUCCAGCACUGUCUGGCAGGGUUAGAGGGUUGGACAUGCUGUGCCUUCAGAGUGGCCUUCCACUGAGAAACCUCACUGAAUGGUGACAGUGCCACAGUCCAGCUAUCUACGGCUCCUUUUGGCUAUGCAAGGGUACCGAGUCUACCAGCAACAGAGCGCCUUCGUGUGACUCUGUGACACACUCUCCUGUACCAUCCCUUCAUGUGACACAGUCUCCUGUACCAUCCCUUCAUGUGACACAGUCUCCUGUACCAUCCCUUCAUGUGACACAGUCUCCUGUACCAUCCCUUCAUGUGACUCUGUGACACACUCUCCUGUACUAUCCCUUCAUGUGACUCUGUGACACAGUCUCCUGUACCAUCCCUUCAUGUGACUCUGUGACACACUCUCCUGUACCAUCCCUUCAUGUGACUCUGUGACACAGUCUCCUGUACCAUCCCUUCAUGUGACUCUGUGACACACUCUCCUGUACCAUCCCUUCAUGUGACUCUGUGACACACUCUCCUGUACCAUCCCUUCAUGUGACACAGUCUCCUGUACCAUCCCUUCAUGUGACAGUCUCCUGUACCAUCCCUUCAUGUGACACACUCUCCUGUACCAUCCCUUCAUGUGACACAGUCUCCUGUACCAUCCCUUCAUGUGACACAGUCUCCUGUACUAUCCCUUCAUGUGACUCUGUGACACAGUCUCCUGUACCAUCCCUUCAUGUGACUCUGUGACACACUCUCCUGUACCAUCCCUUCAUGUGACUCUGUGACACACUCUCCUGUACCAUCCCUUCGUGUGACUCUGUGACACACUCUCCUGUACCAUCCCUUCAUGUGACAGUCUCCUGUACCAUCCCUUCAUGUGACACAGUGACACAGUCUCCUGUACCAUCCCUUCAUGUGACAGUCUCCUGUACCAUCCCUUCAUGUGACACAGUCUCCUGUACCAUCCCUUCAUGUGACUCUGUGACACACUCUCCUGUACCAUCCCUUCAUGUGACAGUCUCCUGUACCAUCCCUUCAUGUGACACAGUGACACAGUCUCCUGUACCAUCCCUUCAUGUGACAGUCUCCUGUACCAUCCCUUCAUGUGACACAGUCUCCUGUACCAUCCCUUCAUGUGACAGUCUCCUGUACCAUCCCUUCAUGUGACACAGUCUCCUGUACCAUCCCUUCAUGUGACACAGUCUCCUGUACCAUCCCUUCAUGUGACAGUCUCCUGUACCAUCCCUUCAUGUGACAGUCUCCUGUACCAUCCCUUCAUGUGACACAGUCUCCUGUACCAUCCCUUCAUGUGACACAGUCUCCUGUACCAUCCCUUCAUGUGACAGUCUCCUGUACCAUCCCUUCAUGUGACAGUCUCCUGUACCAUCCCUUCAUGUGACUCUGUGACACACUCUCCUGUACCAUCCCUUCAUGUGACACAGUCUCCUGUACCAUCCCUUCAUGUGACUCUGUGACACACUCUCCUGUACCAUCCCUUCAUGUGACUCUGUGACACACUCUCCUGUACCAUCCCUUCAUGUGACACAGUCUCCUGUACCAUCCCUUCAUGUGACUCUGUGACACAGUCUCCUGUACCAUCCCUUCAUGUGACUCUGUGACACACUCUCCUGUACCAUCCCUUCAUGUGACUCUGUGACACAGUCUCCUGUACCAUCCCUUCAUGUGACUCUGUGACACAGUCUCCUGUACCAUCCCUUCAUGUGACUCUGUGACACACUCUCCUGUACCAUCCCUUCAUGUGACUCUGUGACACACUCUCCUGUACCAUCCCUUCAUGUGACUCUGUGACACACUCUCCUGUACCAUCCCUUCAUGUGACACAGUCUCCUGUACCAUCCCUUCAUGUGACUCUGUGACACACUCUCCUGUACCAUCCCUUCAUGUGACUCUGUGACACACUCUCCUGUACCAUCCCUUCAUGUGACACAGUCUCCUGUACCAUCCCUUCAUGUGACUCUGUGACACACUCUCCUGUACCAUCCCUUCAUGUGACUCUGUGACACACUCUCCUGUACCAUCCCUUCAUGUGACACAGUCUCCUGUACCAUCCCUUCAUGUGACUCUGUGACACAUGCUCCAGUGCUCCUUGGCAUAGUGGAUGUUUGUGGCACCACAUGCGCUGUCAGUAGCCACAGUGCUAGCCUGGGCUGGCACUCAUUCCACUUAGCAGUCUUAGAAGACGUGACCUCGAGAGAUUCACAAGCAGUGUCUCAACGAUUAUAUAACAAGAUAAAAAGUUAGAAGCACGUAGAUUGCCUAUAUAUUUUGCAGACAUUUUCCACAUAAGAUUCUAGAAGUGUAGUAUAUUUUUUUGCUGCGUUAUUAUUAUCAAAUGGAAUCGGGGGCCAAACGAGCUGUCGCCGUCUUAACGGUCCUCUGAAGGGUAUUGGUCCAUUGUUUAAUUUCUCCUCAAGGACACAUGUCCUAGAGGCCUCUGUGUUGUCGUUGGUCAUGUGAUCCACAGACCUGUUAACAUGUACAGUUCCACACACUGGUUAUUUGACCCAUAUGGUAGCACUGAGUAAGUGAGUGUCUGACCAUCGAGAGUCCCCACAUAUCCUCCUCAUGCACACGUUACUGUGUCAUACCUACUGGUUGAUCUGAUUGUCUGGUUGGUUGUGGGAGUUGCUGGUCCAACCCAUGUCUCUGGGGAAUCCAUCCCCCGUGUUUUCCCUCGCUGGUUGUGCCGUUGUGUGCAUCUGUGUGUUUGUGUGUGUGUGUGUGUGUGUGUGUGUGUGUGUGUGUGUGUGUGUGUGUGUGUGUGUGUGUGUGUGUGUGUGUGUGUGUGUGUGUGUGUGUGUGUGUGUGUGUGUGUGUGUGUGUGUGUGUGUGUGUGUGUGUGCGUGUGUUUGUGUGUGUGCGUGCGUGCGUGUUAGUUUGUGUGUGUGUGUGUGCGUGCGUGCGUGUGUGCGCACCAGUGGCAGUGCCAUGGUGCAUGUACCUUGUUGAGUGAGCAGGACAACGGCCAUCCAGCUCCACAAAACGACCCAUGUUCUCUCAAUCUCUCUCCAACAGAAAGGAUGGGUUAAGGCUCUGACUCAGGCCUACCCAGUACCUGCUCACAGUAGCCUAGUCAGAGGAACUGUCCUCUCAUACUACUGAAUCUAACAGACAAGGAGGCUGACGUAGAGAUUACGGAGAGGAGUGGCCGACACAGGCAUCAUGUGCUUUCUGAUGUAUCCCUCGAUGAGAUUCUUUGGAAUGUAAUUAUUAGUGUAUGUUUGGCAAACUGUUGUUUAAUUUUUGCUCUGCUCCCAGUUGUACAUUUUCAAAAGUGAAAAAGGCUAGUAUCCCUGGAGUACAUGUUUUUGCUGGGAAAUUCCCUUUGAUGGUAGAUAAACUGAAUCUCAGCAUAGUAUGAUGAGACUCCUAGUCAAGGAAUGUGUAAUACACUUGAAGAAUGAGGCAAUGGCAUUUUCUGAACUGUAGUUUGAAUAGUACAAUAAGACCCACUCAUCAAACUCAAAUCAUUUUUCAUUAAAGCACCAAAUGUUUAGACUUGACAAGAGUUGAUCCCCUUUAACGAUGUCUUAAUACACCACCUUUAAAAAAUACUACUUCAGUUCCAUGUCUAUUGCAUAGCACACAGCUAGUUUCCCCAGACCUGUGCAUAAAGAGGCUAGUUUUUCUUUCCCCCUCUGUCAUAAAUCACUCUGAAAGUGAAGACUUCUCUCUCUCCUAUCAGUAGUUUUCAAUAAGCACAUAUGACACCUCUGUCACAUCACUUUUGUAUCGCUUUUGUAUAAGUGUUUGAUUACCUAGAUGGUUCAUAAAAAAGGAAACUAGAUUUAUUUAUCUAAACAUGAAAAAGUAAAGUUAUUUAAUGUAUUAAAAAUCAGGACUUAUCAUUUAACUGUAGAUUAUAUAAUCUGCUUUUUAAAUAAAGUGGUUUUGUAGCUAACUUAAACCAAA
This is a messenger RNA of Oncorhynchus masou masou (cherry salmon), 7223 nucleotides long. Its product is annotated as Wilms tumor protein 1-interacting protein homolog. Gene Ontology annotation, biological process: regulation of DNA-templated transcription; negative regulation of hippo signaling; cytoskeleton organization. Bases 513 to 2666 code for a protein of 717 amino acids. NCBI's taxonomy places the organism in Eukaryota, Metazoa, Chordata, Actinopteri, Salmoniformes, Salmonidae. Gene Ontology annotation, molecular function: transcription corepressor activity. Gene Ontology annotation, cellular component: adherens junction; transcription regulator complex; P-body. The record is from RefSeq and is a predicted model, not a curated record. The transcript has 8 exons.